Molecule: messenger RNA, 3749 nt
Organism: Varanus komodoensis (Komodo dragon)
Lineage: Eukaryota; Metazoa; Chordata; Lepidosauria; Squamata; Varanidae
Gene: SCAF4
Product: SR-related CTD associated factor 4
Exons: 20
Coding region: 197-3409 (1070 amino acids)
Biological process (GO): negative regulation of termination of RNA polymerase II transcription, poly(A)-coupled
Cellular component (GO): nucleus
Molecular function (GO): RNA polymerase II C-terminal domain phosphoserine binding; RNA binding
Source: RefSeq, a predicted model, not a curated record
GCGGCGUGGGCUUCACCGUCCCGUUGGGGAGAGACAGUCUGCGCGGAGGCUUCGCCAACGAGACGCUGCGGGCUGCCGCCAAACGGACAUGUUAACGCCGAGGCCGUGAAGGCGGGACGCGGUCGAAAACGACGUCCCGUGACCUGCUGCCGGCUCCUUCGUGCGCGUGUGUUCGCACAGGCCGCCUAACGACAACAUGGAGGCUGUGAACGCCUUCAACCAGGAGCUCUUCUCACUGAUGGAGAUGAAACCUCCUAUUUCUCGUGCAAAGAUGAUUCUCAUUACUAAAGCUGCCAUUAAAGCUAUUAAGCUUUACAAGCAUGUAGUCCAGAUUGUAGAGAAGUUUAUAAAAAAGUGUAAACCAGAAUAUAAAGUUCCUGGAUUAUAUGUUAUUGAUUCUAUUGUUCGUCAGUCUCGUCAUCAGUUUGGAACGGAUAAGGAUGUUUUUGGGCCAAGAUUCUGUAAAAAUAUAACUGCCACAUUCCAGUAUUUAUAUCUUUGCCCAUCAGAAGACAAGAGUAAAAUAGUUCGUGUCCUCAACUUAUGGCAGAAAAAUGGAGUGUUUAAAAUAGAAAUAAUUCAGCCUCUCCUGGAUAUGGCAGCAGGAGCUAGUAGCACAGCUUCAAUGACUGAAGAUGCCACAAAUAAUGAAGGUUCACCACCUCCUGCCACAACAAUUCCAUCCGAGCCCCCCCAAGUUGCUUCAAAUGCAGUACCUACGGUGCCACAGUUGCCCAGUUCUGAUGCCUUUGCAGCUGUAGCUCAGUUAUUUCAAACAACCCAAGGACAACAGCUCCAACAGAUACUUCAGACUUUUCAGCAACCUCCAAAACCUCAAUCUCCAGUGAUAGAUAAUAAUGUGAUGGCUCAGGUCCAUGCUAUUACUGCUCAGCUGCAGACUACAACAACACAACCAUCGGAACAAAAGCAUGAUUUCCCAGCACCAGAGCAAAAGACAUCUUUCGAUAAGCUGUUGGAUCGAUUUGACUAUGAUGAUGAACCAGAAGCAGUGGAAGACUCCAAGAAAGAGGAGACAACAACAUCUCCUUCAGUCCCUCAGCCAGCAUAUGGAUUUCCAGGUGAAGGCAUGCAGCAAGCAGUUUAUCCCCAGCUUCCAAAUAUGGAUCAAUUUCAACAGCGAAUGCUGGGAAUGCAGCAAGACCCCAUGCUUCACCAGGUCCCACUUCCACCGAACGGACAAAUGCAAAACUAUGGACUUUUACCUACAUCGCAAUUUCCUCCUAUGGCUCAACCUGUCAUGCAGCCUUCACCUCAGGUGCAGCAGUCCUUCCAACCUUCUUUUGCAGCACAGAGUGAGCCACAUAUACAGAAGGCACAUCAGCAGGAAAUGGAAGUGGAUCAGCCUCCUGUUCAGGAAGGAAAGAGACAAGAAAACAGAAAGUCACGCUCUAGAUCAGCAUCAAGGUCACCCAAAAGGAGAAGAUCACGGUCUGGUUCUCGGAAUCGGAGAUCACGGCAUCGUCGUUCUCGAUCCCGAUCCCGAGACAGGCGGCGCCAUUCUCCUAGGUCACGAUCACAAGAAAGGCGUGAAAGGGAGAGAGAUCGGGCACGCAGAACAAAAGGCCUUCCACCAAUCAGACCUGAAACUGUUAGUGUUUGCAGUACAACACUCUGGGUAGGACAACUGGACAAACGAACAACGCAACAGGAUGUUGGAGGUCUUCUAGAAGAGUUUGGCCCAAUUGAAUCUAUAAAUAUGAUACCACCAAGAGGAUGUGCUUAUAUUGUAAUGGAGGAAAGACAAGAUGCAUACCAUGCCCUGCAGAAACUGAGUCGUGGUAACUUUAAAGUGAAUCAGAAAUCUAUAAAGAUUGCAUGGGCUUUAAACAAAGGAAUUAAACCAGACUAUAAGCAGUAUUGGGAUGUAGAAUUGGGUGUUACCUACAUACCAUGGGGUAAAGUUAAGCCUGAAGAUUUGGAAAGCUUCUGUGAAGGAGGAAUGUUGGACAGUGAAACGCUUAGUCCUAAAUGGAAAGGAAUUUCCAAAAAAACAGAAAACCAAGUAGCCCAGAAUGGAGGUGCAGGAGGUGGAGAGACUGCACAUAAUGAACAAACUUCACCUAUAGCUAAAUCUUUGUCAGUUCAAAUGCCUGUUCCUAUACCCGCACCAAUAACUGUGCCUCCACCACAGGUUCCACCACAUCAGCCAGGGCCUCCAAUGGUUGGUACAAUUCAGCCACCUACAUUUACCCCUCCAUUAGGAAUUCCACCUCCUGGGUUUGGUCCUGGAGUUCCUCCACCGCCACCCCCACCAUUUUUGAGACCAGGAUUCAAUCCAAUGCAUUUGCCACCAGGUUUUCUUCCUCCUGGACCACCACCUCCUAUUAAUCCUCCAGUUUCAGUUCCUCCAGUCUCUGUCCCACCUUCUGCAGCAGUAAAUAUCCCAAACUCUACUGUGGCCAAUAUAAAUGAAGACACUACAAAAGACUCUUCUGUGGGAAACCCAAUUCCAACAGUAGUUUCUGGAUCUAGAGGAAAUGCUGAAAAUUCAGAUAGCUCCAAAGGGUAUCCAAAUGCUCCACCACCUACAACCUCCACUAGUAUACCGGCUCCUGUCACACAACCAGUCCCACUCCUGGGUUCUCAAGGAGUUACACCUAGUCCUGUUAUUGGGCUCCAGACACCUUCUACAGGCCUUUUGGGUGCACGGCCCGGUUUGAUACCGCUCCAGCGACCUCCAGGAAUGCCACCACCUCAUUUACAACGGUUUCCAAUGAUGCCACCUCGGCAUAUGCCUCCCCAUAUGAUGCACAGAGGUCCACCGCCAGGUCCAGGAGGCUUUGGAAUGCCUCCACCUCAUGGGAUGAAGGGCCCUUUUCCACCACCUGGUCACUUUGUGAGGCCUGGAGGGGGGCCUGGUGGACCUGAUGAUAAUAGAGAUGGAAGGCAGUUCAGGAAUGAUAGGCAGCCAUUUACUCCAAAUAGAGACCAGGAAAGAUUUGGAAGGCGGUCCUUUGGAAAUCGGAUAGAAAAUGAGCGUGAACGCUAUGGUAACCGCAAUGAUGACAGAGAGCAUGAACGUCUUGGUAAUCGUGAAAGGAGAGAAUGGGGAAGAAGAAGCCCUGAACGUGAUAGACACAGAGACCUGGAGGAAAGAAAUAGACGUUUCAGUGGACAGAGAGAGAGAGAUUCUAGAGAUAGGGAAUCUCGCAGAGAGAAGGACGAAAAUCGAGGAAAGGAGAAACCUGAGUUGACAGACAGGGUAGAUGUCAAAAACCAUGAAUCCCAGAGUAGCAAAGUAGAAAACACAGACUCCAUUUCAGAACUUAAUAAAGAGGAGUCUGAACCCACAGGUGUAAAACCUGCUGAAGAGUUAACACCUGAGACUACCUCAUCUCUUGAUCAACCUGAAAAGUCUGCUGGCUCAGUUGAGGAAGCACCUCGUUAGAGACUGGAAUUUUUGUCAAAAAGUGACAUUGGAGUAUAGAGCUUUAGAGUUGUACAGUAUGCUGUAUAUUUGCUUUUGCUAUAUCACAACUUCUCCAUAGUUUAUGGGGAUAUGUAAGCAAUUUGAUUGCUUCCCUUCUAUUUAAAAUAGCUACAAAAUAACACAAAAAUAAAUCAUUACCCAUUUUUGCUGUAACUUUUUAAAAGUUUUGACUUUAAAAAGUUUACAAGUCAGAAUUAGAAGUGCUUUCUAUUUUUUUUUUAAUUUAAGUGAAGGUAAUGGUAAAAGCUCCUAAAAGCAAAUAGGGAUGUUUUUAAUAAACUCUAUUUUCAUAACAAAC